AUGGGGCAGGGCGGCCACUCUGGUCUCGAGGGCGACCAGGCACAGGGCGCAGAGUGGUGCCGCUGCAGCGGCUCAGACUGCGCGGAGCUCGGGCUGCAGCGCGGGUGCACGGCCCUGAGGUACGCAACAGCCGGCGUGCCGGCCGACGCGCCGACUUCGCCGCCGACCGCCCUUCGCGGCCCAAGCGAAGCGGCGGAGGGCCGUGCAGGGGCGCUGCAGGGCUCCGCGCAGGGGCCCGUGCGCCUGGACCUCCGCUGCGGAGGCGAGGCGAGGGCCAGCGACGGUGAGCAGGCCUCCGCGCAGGGGCCCGUGCGCCUGGACCUCCGCCGCGGAGGCGAGGCGAGGGCCAGCGACGGUGAGCAGGCCUCCGCGCAGGGGCCCGUGCGCCUGGACCUCCGCCGCGGAGGCGAGGCGAGGGCCAGCGACGACGAGGUCGCAGCCGCCGUGGGCGGCCUGCCCCAGGGUGUGCGCUGCCUGGCCGUCGUGCUCGCUGGCUGCGGCUCCCUGACGGACGUCGGCCUCGGCCGCCUCGCCGCCGGGCUGCCCCCCGGACUGCGCUCCCUGAGCCUCGGCUGCGGGCGCUGCGGCGGCGUCACCGACGCGGGCGCGGCUGCGCUGGCGCGGGCGCUGCCGGGGGGCCUGGAGGAGUUGGAGCUCGACUUCUCCGGCUGCGGCGGCAUCUCCGGCCGCGUCGCCGCCGCCCUGGCGGGCGCCCUGCCGCGCUCGGCGCGCAGGGUGGUGCUCAACCUGCGGGGCUGCGCGGGGGUGCGCGGCGAGGACUUCGAGGCGUUGGCCUGCGCGUUCGAGGACGUGGUCGAGGGGCGCGAGACGUUCCUUGGGGUCGGCAGGCGUGCGGCGCUCGGAAAGGGUGCUCGCUCCGAGGCGGGAACUGAUACAUCACCAUCGCCUGGGGGAUGGAUCUUCCUGGACCCCGGCAGGCGGUUCAUAUGGAGUGGAUAUUUGGUGGUCCCCAAACGUUGUGGUGAGAACACCCAGUGGUGA
Messenger RNA from Prorocentrum cordatum, 1002 nucleotides. Lineage: Eukaryota; Dinophyceae; Prorocentrales; Prorocentraceae. The record is from the annotation of a GenBank genome assembly.